Messenger RNA from Morchella importuna, 387 nucleotides. RefSeq lists its product as uncharacterized. Lineage: Eukaryota; Fungi; Ascomycota; Pezizomycetes; Pezizales; Morchellaceae. The record is from RefSeq and is a predicted model, not a curated record. The transcript is spliced from 5 exons. Bases 1 to 387 code for a protein of 128 amino acids.
AUGCCGACCUUUUUGGCACCACCAAAUAGAUAUCUACCCCACUCACCUACCUCCAUCCAACGUACUCUCAAUUGCAACAUCACCAUUUUCUGUACUUCCGAGGCUACUAUCAAGCAGACUCUCGAUGAUGCAAUCGCCUUGAAAUCGACUUGUCUCCAUCCUAAGACUGGAAAACCAUAUAUGCUCUCUGUAAAAGCAGGGCGUGACAAUUCGCCCGAGGGUAUACAGAAUGGGUUCACGCAUCUCUUUGUGAUGGAGUUUGAGAAUGCAGAGGACAGGGACUAUUAUGUGGCGAAGGAUCCGGUGCAUCAAGUUUAUGUGAAGAUGUUGGGGGCCCUACCGAUCGGAGCGGUCAUGGUGAUGGACUUUGAGGGCGGGUGUUAUUAG